Messenger RNA from Coregonus sp. 'balchen', 3199 nucleotides. The record is from the annotation of a GenBank genome assembly. Lineage: Eukaryota; Metazoa; Chordata; Actinopteri; Salmoniformes; Salmonidae.
GCCAGAGGAGAAACUCCAUUGACCUGUCAUCUUACCUGUACCUCUUUGUUUAUCGGUCAGAUCUUUGACGUUGGGGAGAGUCUGAUGGUGCCAGAUGAGUUCACCGCAGAGGAGAAGAAGACUGGGAUGUGGUGGCGACACCUAGUGGCUGGAGGAGCAGCUGGCGCCGUGUCUCGAACCUGCACCGCACCUCUGGACCGGCUCAAAGUGCUCAUGCAGGUAAGGACACUCCCUUUGAGAAGAUAUGUCAAGAACUGACCUCACGCAAAAGGGACAAGAACUCAGUUAUUUGUGUUCACACUGCAAGUGAAACCGGAUCCCCUUUUAAUGCAACAAUUAUUAGUUCACUUUAACGUUAAACAGCCAGUCAGGAUUUUGGCUCACAUUAAAAACAAGCUUGAAGAGACCCCACCUCUACCUUAAACAGUAGUAAUAUCACGUAUCUAUGUGUUAGUCCUAUAGACGGGUUGGUCGUUUAGCAACAAAACCAACGCGUGCGCAACUAUGGAGCAAAACAGACUGGGUUGGCUUAGAUUGUUGACAACAUGUAAACUAUGUUUCGUCUCCAGUGUUUCUUGAAAACAUAAAUACAUUUGCACAAUGAGCACUUGUUGUCUCGCAUACAUCAUUAAAGUUGUUGGUUAGCUAGCUAGUGAAUUUUUUGCCAUAUUAGCAUAGAUGUGACAUCAGUCAAAACACCUCAAAACAACACAUGUUGUUAUUAAGAACAAGAUAAAACUAGCUGAAACGAGCCACCUACGAUUCCCUACAUGGCAGCUUAUUGUCAUUGUUGCUAGCUAUCUGGCCAUCCAGAAUCACAACAACACACAGACUUCUGACGUUGUCAGCUAACCCAUCUAUGGCAGAGAGCCAAUUGCAUAAGGUCUGUCCUUAGGACACCGUUUCUGCUAGCAUGUGCAAUUCCACUGAUAUGAUGCACCAGGGAUUGAGACACAGAUGGGUGACAUGGCAGAGUAGGAGGCAGAGUUCAGCUUUCUCACAUUACAUUUUUUAUUCAACCUUAUUUAUCCAGGUAGUAUCAUUGAGAUAAAAUAUAUUUUUCAAGAGCAACCUGGUCCAACCAAGACAGCAGCAGGGGGGAACAAUGUUUCAGCCAAUUAUCAGACGUAUACACGCCAUAAACACAUGUAUAGAUGUAGACAAACAUUAUAAUGACAUCCUCAGAUCAAUCCCUAAGGCGCCAGCCCGAGCACACCCUCGUGUUGUAACGUGAUUGGGUGGAAGAGAGCCAAUGCGAGGGAAUGUUCAUGCAUGUCUGUUGGUCAGUGAUGUCAGCAGCGCUCGUGUGUUCCAUCAGCAGAAGCAGACUGGCAUAGAUAACAGCACGGAGUUUGUCCCUCUUUCUUUUUCUCUAUCUGUUCAUCCCUCGUUCUCUAUCUGUGUUUUUCACUCACAUCCAGUUUUUUAUGAGCAGAGAUAGAAAUUCUCAUUCAUUAUUGCAUAAGCAGGGUAAGUACAAUAAUGGCAAAUGACAUGAAAAUAUGAACGAUGACUUAACAUUCCAUCAACAUUUAUAAGGGGAUUUGAUAAGGAGUAGGAGGAUGUGAAGUUGCAUCCAGUUCCUCCCUGUUACCAGUCAGUUCAAUAACUUGACUUCACAGGCAACAUGGUGUUGACUAAAUAACGUGUCUCUCGGUUUGGUGUCCAGGUCCACGCCACCCGUACCAACAGCAUGUGCAUCGCCGGCGGCUUCACCCACAUGAUCCGCGAGGGCGGCAUGAGGUCACUAUGGCGAGGCAACGGCAUGAACGUCAUCAAGAUCGCCCCCGAGUCGGCCAUCAAGUUCAUGGCUUACGAGCAGGUAAACCUAUCAUUCAGCACCCUUACUUUGACAUGACGGGACCCUUUCUAGUGUUGUCAAUUGAAGCCAAUGAAAUAUUUGGUAUCAACAGCUCUGUCGUUUACUGUCCUUCGGGCAAAAAAUUACUCCUUCAGACUCUGUCUAGAAACAUACCCCGAGGAAAUAUUUUAAGCAACUGUCACUUAACAAGUUUGUCUUAACUAGGUCCUCAUGGCGUAGUAGUUGAACUCAAAUGCUCUUCAGGACUGACACUAACCAGAGUUGUUGUGGUGUUGUCCAGAUCAAACGGUUGAUAGGCAGCAACCAGGAGACCCUGGGCAUCCUGGAGAGGUUUGUGGCUGGAUCCCUGGCUGGAGCCAUAGCUCAGAGCAGCAUCUACCCUAUGGAGGUGUUGAAGACCCGCCUAGCCCUGAGGAAGACAGGACAGUUCUCUGGCAUCGCUGACUGCGCCAAACACAUCUUCCGGAAGGAGGGCAUGGCAGCCUUCUACAAGGGCUACAUUCCCAACUUGAUAGGCAUCAUCCCCUACGCUGGCAUUGACCUGGCCGUCUACGAGGUGGGUGUGUGUGUGUGUGAGUGAAUGGAGGGAAUCUAAAGGAAGUUGUUUAAUAUUAUUUUAGUCUCACUGUCAUUCUUAUCUCUCGUUCCCACACAUCUACUUUCUCUACAACUAACCUCAUUGUCUAUUUCUUUCUCCCUUCUCCUCCCUCCCUCCAUCCAUCCAGACUCUGAAGAACUCAUGGCUGCAGCGCUACGCCACAGACAGUGCAGACCCGGGGGUGUUCGUCCUGUUAGCCUGCGGUACCACCUCCAGCACCUGUGGUCAGUUGGCCAGCUAUCCCCUGGCCCUGGUCAGGACCCGCAUGCAGGCACAAGGUACGCUCACUGCCAAUUUCUCUUUGGAGUUUCAUUAGAUCACUUGCACAGAAUUAAUUGGUGACAGUGUUGGUUCAUGGACCCACCAAAAUCAGUGGUACAAUGGAAUGUGUUAAUCGGGGAUGCAUAAAUACGUCUGUCUCCGUAAUUGGUAGUGGGGUACAUGGGAAGUGUAUUUUAUAACAGAUAUUAUAUAUAUAUAUAGUUGCCAUAUCAGAUAGUUGACAUUGACUUAGUUUCCAGACCGGUGCAUCCCUAGUGUUGAUGUGUAUCUCUUGUCUCUCAUCUAACUUCCUCUCAUGUUGUGUCCCCUCAGCCACCAUCGAGGGCGGUCCCCAGAUGACCAUGUCGGGUCUGUUUAAACAUAUCGUGAAGACUGAGGGUGUGUUCGGACUCUACCGGGGCCUGGCCCCCAACUUCAUGAAGGUCAUUCCAGCGGUCAGCAUCAGCUACGUGGUCUACGAGAACCUCAAGAUAAGCCUGGGGGUUGUGUCUCGGUGA